Molecule: messenger RNA, 447 nt
Organism: Sclerotinia sclerotiorum 1980 UF-70
Lineage: Eukaryota; Fungi; Ascomycota; Leotiomycetes; Helotiales; Sclerotiniaceae
Exons: 4
Coding region: 1-447 (148 amino acids)
Source: RefSeq, a predicted model, not a curated record
AUGCGGGUGAAAUAUGGUAUUAUCGAUUUCGAUUUCUACAACUUCGAUGAAACUAGCUUUAUAAUGGCAGAAGCAAGACAAUACAACCAGGCAAUCGAGAGUGGGCUACAUUCUCAAAUUGAGGAGUUUACCAAGGCAUAUAUCAAUCAUAUCACUAAAGUUGAAUUCUUUAUGGCUUUCAAAGCUGCAUAUCAACAAUCAAUCAACUCUCAGAAUAUAAAAGCUGGCUUUCGAGGAACAGGUCUAAUACCAUUUGACCCUCAAGCUAUACUCUCAAAAUUAGAUAUUCGAAUUUAUACACCUACUCCCCCCCCUUUCGAUUUAAACCUUUGGAUCUCUCAAACUCCUCACAAUCCAACUGAAGCUCUUUCUCAAUCAACUUUAAUGAAAUUGUUGGUACGAGAAGGAUACGGAAGACGUAGCACCCACGGAUUAUCUACAUAUUGA